Pleurotus ostreatus (oyster mushroom) is the source of this 747-nucleotide messenger RNA. RefSeq lists its product as uncharacterized. The coding region runs from base 1 to 747 and encodes 248 amino acids. The transcript is spliced from 2 exons. The record is from RefSeq and is a predicted model, not a curated record. Lineage: Eukaryota; Fungi; Basidiomycota; Agaricomycetes; Agaricales; Pleurotaceae.
AUGGGGCUACAGGAGCUGAGCUUCAUCAUCCUUGACCCCUCCACAUCACUCACCAAGGCUCUGACGUCUGCGCUAGAUGAGCACGUUCCAGAUUCUAUGCGGGAUAGAAUAUCUGUGGUAAAUAAGAAGCUCUCCGAUCUCGAACCUCCCCAGUCCCACUUCGACUGUAUAGUAUCUCCCGCUAACUCAUAUGGACGUCUCGAUGGCGGGUUUGAUCUCGUUAUCUCAAGAGCACUAGCACCGAAGGACGAUAUCGACGCCAUCACAAGAAUCGCACAAUCCGUUCUGUACUCUCGAUGGAAAGGAUAUGCGCCACCAGGAACUUGCACCAUGGUCCCUCUGCAAGCCACCGUCUGCGAGAAUAAUCCCCACAAAUGUGCUUACAUCGCCCUCGUUCCUACCAUGCGCGUCCCCGAAGAGGUGACGUGGAACAGGGAGAUUGUGUACAAUUGCGUCUGGUCGCUGCUGAAUGCGUUGACACAUCACAACGAGUCCGCUGAGGAAGGUGCCGAUAAGAUCUCGACGGUGCUCAUGACGGGGUUGGGGACGGGUGUAGGCUAUAUAUCGCCUGAGGUCUUUGGGAAGCAAACAGCCUUGGCGUUCAAGCACUUCCUAGACUCUGAAGCUCACCCGGAUAAAUGGAGUUCGCUCCAGUGGCGCGAUGCGGAUGCCUAUUCGCGCGAGGUGGCGGAGACAUACAGGCAGCCAGAAAAGAAAGCAAGAUGGUUCUCCGGAUUUCAAAAGUAG